This is a messenger RNA of Capra hircus (goat), 4412 nucleotides long. It is a transcript of the gene YY2, whose product is annotated as YY2 transcription factor. Lineage: Eukaryota; Metazoa; Chordata; Mammalia; Artiodactyla; Bovidae. Gene Ontology annotation, biological process: regulation of transcription by RNA polymerase II. The record is from RefSeq and is a predicted model, not a curated record. The transcript has a single exon. Gene Ontology annotation, cellular component: transcription regulator complex; PcG protein complex. The coding region runs from base 731 to 1879 and encodes 382 amino acids. Gene Ontology annotation, molecular function: RNA polymerase II cis-regulatory region sequence-specific DNA binding; DNA-binding transcription factor activity, RNA polymerase II-specific.
CUAGUACAGCCACUAUGGAGAACAGUGUGGAGAUUCCUUAAAAAAAAUUAAAAGCACUUCUAUUAAAGCACUGGUCUCUAACCUUUUGGGAACCAGGGACCAGUUUUGUGGAAGACAAAAACCAGGGGUUGAAGGGUGGAUAUGGUUCAAAUGGUAAUGCAAGUGAUGGACCAGUGCUAGUCUAUGGCCCAGCACCUUGUAUUAAAGGAAAAGACAGGCAUUCCCACUAUCACUGAUAUUGUUAAACGGUCUAUAAAUGUGGGUCAGUGCAAUUAAAUUUAAAAAAGCAUAAAUAUUAGAAAAGGAUAGGUCUUCUCCUCCCCCCCACCCACCCCCGCUAUACUCAUACAGGUGGUGGGGUAGAAGGGGAUAAUUCAAUGAAAAUGAAACAAAAAAAUAUGCAGAGCCUGGUUGCUAUACUGAAAAGAAACACUUGCUUAGCACAGGUCCCGGGGCGGGAGAGAUGGCGCAUGUGCGAGCGUACAACUGUGGGCACGUACUGCACUGUGGGCACGUACAACUGUGGGGCGCCUCAGCGUAGAAGCGCAUGUGCAAGGUGCCGCAAAGCGCAUGCGUGCUGCCCACCCAGGAGCACUUGCGCCUCUUCCGUCUCGUGCUCUGCAACCGCGCACACUUGCAAAGCACGCGGUUUUCUCCUUUCGGCUUCUUUUUUUCCGCGGCCUUUUGGUCACCAAUCCGCUGAUUAGUAGCCUCUGAAGAGCCCUCAGCCAUGGACUCCCACGAGUCAUUCUACGUCGCAGACGACCUGGAGUUGUAUCCAGAGAUUGUGGGGCUGCAGCAGGUGCAGGUGGCGCCCCUCCCUGAGGAGAGCCUCUACGAGGAGACCCCGACUGAGGAGAGCGUCUCUGUGGAGACCAUGGGGACUGAGGCGAUCAAUGAAUACAAUGAUGUCGCCAGCAAUUGGUUCCACGGUGGCCACCACUAUCCGCCUCUGAUUGCGCUGCAGCCUCUUUUUACAAACAGCCCAGCCCAGGGGGACUGCGACCAAGAAGUCAUGGUGCAGACGCAGGAGGAGGUGGUGACCUGCUCCCAAACCGAAAGCCUUCAGGCCAGUGACCAGACUAUCAUCCCAGGCCUCGACGACAGCUACUUUGAGCAGACCUUGGCUCCUCUGUCAGGCUCCAAGUCUUCCUUAGCCUGCAACCGCACCAGGAAGCCCAGCAGCCACGGCCAGAAACGCAACGGUAAGAAGGGUUACCCGGGCGGUGAGGCGACGGCGGCGGGAAGCAGCUCCGGGGCAGGCCCCAAGAAGUGGGAGCAGAAGCAGGUCCAGAUCCAAACCCUAGAGGGUCAGUUUUCUGUCACCAUGUGGUCUGCAACCAAUAAGAAAGACCCUGAGGCUGGACAGACUGAGAACUCAGUUCCUGAUUAUUCAGAGUACUUGACGGGUAAGAAACUGCCUCCUGAGGGAAUUCCUGGCAUUGAUCUCUCAGAUCCCAAACAACUGGCCGAAUUUACUAAAAUGAAACCUAAAACCAAAGAUGAUGUGCCGAAAACAGUAGCUUGCCCUCACACAGGCUGCUUGAAGAUGUUCAGGGAUAAAGCCGCUUUGAAAAAACAUAUGCACACCCAUGGUCCCAGAGUUCAUGUCUGUGCAGAAUGUGGCAAAGCUUUUGUUGAGGGCUCAAAAUUGAAACGGCAUCAGCUGGUGCAUACUGGAGAGAAGCCGUUUCAGUGCACCUUUGAAGGCUGCGGAAAACGCUUUUCCCUAGAUUUCAACCUGCGUACCCACGUGCGAAUCCAUACCGGAGAUAGGCCCUACGUGUGCCCUUUCAGUUGUUGUAAUAGAAGGUUUUCGCAGUCAACUAACCUGAAAUCUCAUAUCUUAACACAUACUAAGAAUAAAAAUAACCAGUAAAAAGACGGGAAGACUCUUCCCAGUCUCAGAAAGCAUUUUCCAGUUGUGUAAUUGAAAAUGAAUAUGCCUCUCUUUCGUAUACUGUUUCUAGAAAAGAAUUUUGUGACUGACUCCAAUAUAUCUAAGGGUUAAGUUUUGAUAGAUUUAGUAAAAAUAAAAGGUGAAAAAAAAGGAAAAAAUAAUUCUUCAUAUAACAUUGUUAAGAAGUUUUGUCUUGUUCUGUAGUUUUGUCUUGCUCUGUAAUACCAUUUGAAAAAUAGGAUUUUGUAAUGCUUGCUUGUGAAUCUCACAUCAAAAGACUGCUCUUUAAAAAAAAACAGACUGUUCUUUGUCCAAUUGUGAUAAAAAUGGGACUUUUCACACUACUUUAAAAAUGAAGUUUUGCCUAUUGUUGCAAUUUUUGAAGUUCUGUAUUUUCUAAAUGUUCAUGUUUAUACUUUUUAAGAAUAUGUUUAGUACUAAAAAAAGAAUAUGCUUAGUAGUUCUGUGUAUGGUUUUUCUGGAAGUAGAUAACUUUGCUUGCAGGUUUUCUUUAAAUGAGUGAGAAGUUACAUGUAUAUAUAACAUUUUACAGUUUAAAAAAACUUAUAUAGGUUUUGUUUGCUAUCUUAAUUUUGGUUGUAUUCUUUGACAUUAAUGCAUGUUACAUAACAGUGUUUUAACUGCAUUGAAUUAGUAGUUUUGAAUAUUAGAUAAGUUGUAAUAGUCAGUUUAAACCUGUUUUAGUCUUUUUACUCCCCCCGCACCCCAAAUACUGCCAGGUGCUGUUGUUUAGUCCUUUCUUUGCCUGUUCAGUUAGGGAGUGGUGCUCAGCUGUGGAAUACAUUGUGUACGUAAUGACUUUUACCAUUUGGCAUGUAAAUCCUUUAUAAUAGACAAAAAAUAAAAUACCUGUUCUAAAGAAAAAAAACUUGUCUUUAUAAGUAUUGUAGCCAGAAAAAUAGAGAAAAUGGGGAGGGUGCUAGUGGCAUCUGGUGGAUGGGUAGAGGCCAGGGUUGCUGCUAAACAUUUUACAAUGCACAGGUCAGUCCCCUACAGCAAAGAAUAAUCUGGCCCCAAAUGCCAGUAGUGCCACUGUUGAGAAACCUUGCUCCAGAGAAAGUAAAAACGGUAACAAAAUUCAUUUGGUGCACUGAAAAGCAAAUCAUUAAUGAACAAGAGGUUGUUUAAAUAAAGGAAAUAAAGGUACCCACAUUGCAACUUAGCAAUCAUUGGCAAAUGUGAAAUCUAGCAGGGUGGUCUGGUACCAGCUGCAUCCCUGAUAAGAGAUAGGAGGCUCCCCAGAGGGUCAGCGAAUCAGUGUGUCUAUGUGCCCCUCUGAGUGUUGCUUGGAUGAGAAGAGCCAGGUUUGUACGGUGGGGUCAUCCUGGUAAAGAAGAGAUAGGGUAUAACAUUUAGGCAGUUCUGUUGGACUGUACCAUCGUGAGUAGUUGAGGAGAAAGCUGAAUAUAGCACAUGGGAGUGGUGGCAAAUCUAACCAGUGGGGAUGGAUUUUGUAAAAUUGUGAGACUAGCAACAGGGUGUGGAGUGGUGGGAGGGGUGGAAUAGCUGUAUUCCUAGAUUAGUUUCACUAGAGUAAAUUCCAGUGGGUCAAAAAAUCAGAGGGGUUGUUUUUUUUUUUUUUUUGUUAUUUUUUGUCUUAAUUUUGUUUUUUUAAUUAACCUCCAAUUAAAAUAAAUAAAUUUAUAUUUUUAAAAAAAGGAGCCUGAAAAAAAAAAAAGAUCUAUGAAAGCAAUACAAGAGAACACAGAUCUUCUAUAAUCUUGAACUGGGAAAAACUUAAUACAAAGGAGCCAUUUGACCACACCAAAACUUAAAAUAUAUGCAUAGGCAAAACUAUAAACCUAGCCAAACAAACUGGAGGAAAUUAUCAAAAUACCUCAUAUAGAAGACCAAAUUCCUCAAUGUAUGUAUUGCAAAUAAUAAUAACAUAAAUAAAAACAAAUAAUAAAACAAUAUAAUAAUAACAUAAAAACAAAUAACAUAAAAAUAACUUUUAAUUCAAAAAAUGCAAACUGACAAUGGAUAAAAGUAAGCAAUUCUCAAAAAGCAAUAUAACCAUUUAAUAACCGUGAAAAACGUACAAACUCAUUCAUAUUUAAAGAAAUAAAAAUGAAGACAAAGAUUUUACUUUUCACCUGGCAGAUGACAGUCUAAAAUGAUGAUAGUGUUGUUUAGAGUUGUUUAGAGGGUGGGGAAACAUGACAAUUAUAAGAAUAUAAUGCAGACUUGGAGGUUCACUUUAAUGCAUAUAUUUUUGACCUAACAAUCCAUUUUUGUGUAAUUGUCCAUACCUUCAGAGACGUGAUCUUAAUCAGACGCAUAACAUCAUGAGCAAAGUUGUUGCAACGCUGUAUGAAAAAGUUAAGACAGCCUAAGUGAUCAUUAGUAGGGAACCUUAUUAAUAAGUCAGUAUGUUUUUUUAAAAAAUAGGUUACUCUAGUGGAUAUAAGGAAUAAGUUAGAUAUGAAUGUGCAGAUAAGGGAAAAGUCAAAAGUAUAUAAAUGAAAAAGCAAAACACAAUUUCAGAUAA